AUGGGCGCGCUCACCGGCUGUCCGCGCCUAUGCACCCUCGCCAUCAUCUACGGCGAGCCCGAGUCCCGUCCCGUACACUCCUGGUGUCGAAGGACCCUCACCUACGCGCUCCCCGUCCUCCUGGCCGACCAAUUCUCCAGCACGCCCGCCCCUCAUCCCGCCUUCGAGACGCUCAAGCUCGAGACACCUACUGGGCCAUCGACCUCGACCUGCCGCGCGGCCCCGCGCGAGGUGUCGAAGCGCGUCUUUGUGCCGUUUGCGACCCGGGGCACGGACGCGGACGUCGAUGCGGAGUUCAUGUUCGGAGAACCUCCCCGGAACGGGGCGAUCGACGAAGAAGGCGAGGUGGUGGGAGGCUGGUGA
Messenger RNA from Epithele typhae, 363 nucleotides. RefSeq lists its product as uncharacterized. Lineage: Eukaryota; Fungi; Basidiomycota; Agaricomycetes; Polyporales; Epitheliaceae. The record is from RefSeq and is a predicted model, not a curated record. Bases 1 to 363 code for a protein of 120 amino acids. The transcript has 2 exons.